AUGGUGACCUUUCUUCUUCAUGCCCUGCUGGCGGCGAUGUUCCUUCCUGUUGUCAUGUUAACAAAUGGGACCCAGUCCCCUGUCCUCACCUUUGACCCAGCAGCUGUCAGUGACCGGGAUGCUUAUUGCCAGAUGCUCCUUCAGUCCAGCGUCCCCGAGCAGCAGAUCCCCUGGUUUUGUGUCUGCACUCGGUGCCAGAACACCAGAGGGCCCAAAGGAAACCGCGGAGACGAAGGGCUGCCAGGUAUUCCUGGUAGUGCUGGGGAAAGAGGCAUGUCUGGGUUCAGAGGUCCUCCAGGUUUCGUGGGCAGCCAAGGAGCCAAAGGACAAAAAGGCGAUGAUGGGGAUAAGGGCGACUGGGGACCUCUGGGGCCUGCAGGACUCAGAGGACUGCAGGGCUUCAAAGGUGAAAAGGGGGAGCAAGGUUUUGUGGGUCUUCAGGGGGAUCCGGGUCCUAGAGGAGAUGAUGGUGUCUGUCCUGAUAAUUGCAAGUCCAUCCCUGGAACUCAGGGACCAACUGGUUUGAUAGGCCCUGCAGGAUCCAGAGGUCUACCUGGCACCCCGGGGAUGCCGGGUCCCAAAGGUGCCAUGGGUGAGAUGGGAGAGUUUGGGCCCCCUGGUGUUCCUGGCUCUGUGGGUGAGAAAGGAGAGCUGGGGCCACAGGGGGAGUGCAGAUGUAUAGAUGGAGCCAAUGGACAUAAAGGCGAAAAAGGAGAUACAGGAGUCAAAGGUGAUGUGGGACCAAUGGGCACCGAGGGCCAAAGAGGGCCCCAGGGGAUAAAGGGAGGCAUGGGGCACAUAGGGAUGAUGGGUCCUCCAGGUCCCUGCAUGCCCGCCAUCCAGUCGGCCUUUGCUGCAGGCCUGACAACCAGCUUUCCCUCACCUAACACCCCCGUGGUUUUCUCCUAUGUUUUCUACAAUAUCCAGCAGAAUUACAACCCCAGCACCGGCAUCUACAUCGCCCCCAUCAAUGGCACCUAUGUCUUCAGCUAUCACGUCACCGUCUUUGACAAAGUCCUGAAAAUCGGCCUCUUUCGUAACUUCAUGCCAGUUAUUAAAACCACAGAGGCCAGCCAGUUAGCGACCACCUCACAGUCAGUUGUCCUUCACCUGCUGAGGGGAGAUUGGGUGUGGAUUCAGGUGAAGGAUAUGGUAACCAAUGGCAUGUAUGUCAGCAAUGAGGCCAGCAGUGUUUUCUCUGGCUUCUUGCUGCACCCAGAUUCAUGUGAUUUGGCUUUACUCAGAUCCCCCAUGCCCCUCAAGAAGGUUCCCGAUGAUGGAUACACCUGGGGCGGCACCCCCCAACCCUGA
Molecule: messenger RNA, 1311 nt
Organism: Pundamilia nyererei
Lineage: Eukaryota; Metazoa; Chordata; Actinopteri; Cichliformes; Cichlidae
Source: RefSeq, a predicted model, not a curated record